AUGUACGCACAGGGGCUGCCGGGGCUGGUGGUGCUGCUGCUGGUCACCUCGCUGCCGGCCGGUCACCCAGCGCCACCGGCCGGCCCCCCAGCCCUGUGGAGCGGUUUGGGUAGCCCUUCUUCGUGCCAGCUGUCUCGGACUGAGUCGGAGCUCAGGUGCCAUGUCCCAGGGGGGAAGCUGUGCAGUGACAGAGGCAGAUGCGAGUGUGGAGUCUGCAUCUGCCAAGUGGCUGAGUCCGGGAAAUACUACGGUCCGCUCUGCGAGUGCCACGACUGGGUGUGCGAGAUCUAUGAUGGGAAGAUCUGCGCAGGCCAUGGGAAGUGUGACUGUGGGAAGUGCAAAUGUGAUGAAGGCUGGUAUGGUGAAGCUUGUCAGUAUCCAACUACUUGCAAUCUUACACGGAAGAAAAGCAACGAAAUGUGCAAGAAUUCUCAAGAUAUCAUCUGUUCUGGUGCAGGCACAUGUCAGUGUGGCAGGUGUAAAUGUGCAGACUCAGAAGGAAAUGGACUGGUCUAUGGUAAAUUUUGUGAAUGUGAUGACAGAGAAUGCAUAGAUGAUGAGACAGAAGAGAUUUGUACAGGCCAUGGAAAGUGUUACUGUGGAAACUGUUACUGUGAGGCUGGUUGGCAUGGAGAUAAAUGUGAAUUCCAGUGUGACAUCACCCCCUGGGAGAUCAAGAAAAGAUGCACAUCUCCAGAUGGCAAAAUCUGCAGCAACAGAGGCACAUGUGUAUGUGGGGAAUGCACGUGCCAUGAUGUGGACCCAACUGGUGACUGGGGAGAUAUUCAUGGAGACACUUGUGAGUGUGAUGAAAGAAACUGCAAAGCAGUGUAUGAUAGAUAUUCUGAUGACUUCUGUUCAGGUCAUGGACAGUGCAAUUGUGGAAGGUGUGACUGUAAAGAAGGAUGGACUGGGAAGAAGUGUGAGCAUCCACGUUCUUGUCCAUUAUCAGUUGAGGAAAGUGCUAAGAAAUGCCAAGGAAAUUCUAAUUUACCUUGCUCUGGAAGAGGGAGAUGUGAAUGUGGCCAAUGCACUUGUUUCCCUCCAGGAGACAACAGAAUUCAUGGCAAAAACUGUGAAUGUGAUGAUCGACAGUGUGAAAAUGUGGACGGCAAUGUCUGUGGGGGCCAUGGUAUCUGCUCAUGCGGCCGAUGCGUUUGCCAGGACGGGUGGUUUGGAAAGUUGUGCCAGCAUUCAAGGAAGUGCAACAUGACAGAGGAGGAGAGCAGAAGUCUCUGCGAGUCGGCGGAUGGCAUAUUAUGCUCAGGGAAGGGUUCCUGCCACUGUGGAAAGUGCAUCUGUUCAUCACAGGAAUGGUACAUUUCGGGUGAUUUCUGUGAAUGCGACGACAGAGACUGUGACAAACAUGACGGUCUCAUUUGCACAGGCAAUGGUGUUUGUAGCUGUGGAAACUGUGAGUGCUGGGAAGGAUGGAAUGGAAAUGCUUGUGAAAUCUGGCUGGGGAGAGAAUACCCUUGA
Molecule: messenger RNA, 1479 nt
Organism: Nipponia nippon (crested ibis)
Lineage: Eukaryota; Metazoa; Chordata; Aves; Pelecaniformes; Threskiornithidae
Gene: ITGBL1
Product: integrin subunit beta like 1
Biological process (GO): cell-matrix adhesion; cell-cell adhesion; integrin-mediated signaling pathway
Cellular component (GO): cell surface; focal adhesion; integrin complex
Molecular function (GO): integrin binding
Source: RefSeq, a predicted model, not a curated record